This is a messenger RNA of Cajanus cajan (pigeon pea), 4772 nucleotides long. RefSeq lists its product as uncharacterized. Gene Ontology annotation, molecular function: DNA binding. The record is from RefSeq and is a predicted model, not a curated record. Gene Ontology annotation, biological process: DNA repair. NCBI's taxonomy places the organism in Eukaryota, Viridiplantae, Streptophyta, Magnoliopsida, Fabales, Fabaceae.
CCCUUUCAGUCAUAAAUUAGGGAAAAGCAAGCAGACAGCUACACACAAGACUCUCUCUCUCCCUCUCCCAUUGCAAUUGCUGCUUCUUCUCUUGGAACGGAACGAUAAUUAGUUUCUCUCUCUCUCUCUCUCUCACUCAUACUCAUACUCAUACUCAUACUGAUAGAAUCACAAUCAUCGAUGCUCCUCGUUCCUCCUCUUUCUGCAUCGUCUUCCUAGACUCUCUCUUUGUAACCACUCAUCAUGGCGGCUGCGUUUGAUGGAUUCUCCAUAAGGGACUACACAUCCAAGAUGAGGUCCGUCGACGUCUUCAAGUGCUGGCCCUUCACAUCGACCACCUCCACGGACGUCUCUCGUCAGGAAGUUCAGUCCUGGCUUCCUCCGAUGACGCUUUGCCCUAGAUCCGACCAUUCCAACCACCAUCCCCACAAUCCGCCUUCUGCCGAGGAACUUUCUAGAACAGACGAGGACGACCACCACGAUUAUUGCAGCCAAGAAGAAUCCGCGCCUGCUCAGGACGCCGCCAACGAGGAAGACAAAUUGGAGAUGCUUUGUCCGGUUUGCCGCCAAUUCAACGCCGCCACGCUCACGGCGGUGAACGCGCACAUCGACGGCUGCCUCGCGCAGACCAUGAGGGAGGAGCGUCGCCACAUCAGGAUAAUGAAUUUCAACUCCUCCUCCUCCUCGUCUGCGUCCAAGGCCAAGGCGCCGAAGAAGCGCUCCAUCGCCGAGAUUUUCAAAGUGGAGGAGGAGCAGCAGCCGCAGCCGCAACCACAGUCGUCGUCGCCGCAAAUCGAGAGCGUGUUGAAGUACUGGCCGUUCCACGAGGACGACGCCGACGAUGUGUCGAUUACCGUUACGAAGUUCGAGUGGCUCUCUCGGCGCCUCGAGGCGCUGAGAUCUACGCGCGGGGGCGGCGAGUCGGCGAAACCGGACCGAAGAGAUUCCGCUGAGGAGGAGGAGAAGCUGGAGAUGGUGUGUCCUGUUUGUCGAGAUUUCAACGCCGCCACCGUGACGGCGGUGAACGCGCACAUCGACGGUUGCCUCGCGCAGGCCGUUAGGGAGGAGCGGCGGCAGAUGAGGAGGACUGGUUGGAAGCCCAAACCUAAGGCGCCGAAGAAGCGCUCCAUCGCGGAGAUUCUCACGGUGGCGCCGCCGAUUGAAGCCGGCAAAAGUAAGGCGGUUCAGGUUGAGGAAGAUGAAGAGAAAUCCGAUUAUGUCUGUGGAGAUUCAACGAGUGCUGCUCCUGCUCCUACUGUUGCUGUGGCUCCCGUCGUUUCGGUAAUUAAGAUCAAGAACAGUACGAACAAGAUUAGGAAAAAGAAGAAGACGAAGAAGGUGAAGAAGAAGAAAAGCAAGGUGGAAAAGUACGCUGAGAGUGGCGUGUCGUUCGUGAACAAUGAGAAGAAGACGGUUGUGAGCAAGAAGAAGAAGAAGAAAAAGAAGAAUGUCUUCAACAACGGACCAAAUGUUAAGAAGGAUGAUGCUUACAAGCGCAUGGUGCAAACUGCCGUCAAUAGUUCCAGAAAACUAAAAGGUACAGUUGGUAAUAAAAUGGUUCCACUCCAUGAGGUUGAUCGUUCUAUCGAGAGAAAGAAAUUGGGCUUAAAUUGUUUAUCGGUAGAAAAGAAGCAAAAAGUUAAAAACUGCAACUCAGUUGGAAAGAAACAAAAAGCAGUAUCUCCUGUUCAUGGCACUCUUAAGAAGAAUUUUAAACAUGUUUCUGAACAGACAUCAAGUGACAGUGAUAUUCGAGAUGGUACUGAAGAAAGGCAUUACAAUUAUCAAGAGCCAACCUUGGACAGACAUGUGAAAUUCUCUGGUAAAGAUGAUAUUCUUGGUCCAAAAAAGACAAAUUCAUUUGAUGAAACCAUGUUCAAAAUAUCUUCGGAUGUGCUGGCUUCUUCUGUAGUAAAGGAGAAGUCCUCUGGAAGUGAUGAAGAAACUGCAAGCUUGGAGCCAAACAAAAAUUAUGACCGUAUUGCCGUUAAUAUAGACAGCGACAAGAGAGAGGAGGUUAGCCCUAUAGUUGAAAGUAAACAGUUUUCUAACACUCUGGAACAAGUUACUGUACAAAGCUUCUUGAAGCCGAGUAUCAGUGAAGAGAAGUCAAAGCACUUAGAAGAGAAGUCAGAAUUGUUGACCAAGGUGGCAGUUUGUGACAAUAAUAAUUCAGAGUUCUUUUAUGGGGGCAACAGAACCACCCUGCAUUGUUCUCCGUAUGCCGACAUUUCUAGACCUCUUUCCGCAGUCCAAGAAGAGCAGAUGUCUGGUAUAAAUACACAAUCGUGUGAAUCUGGAUCUUUCAGCUACAGUGGAAAGUUGGACCAUCUGGAUGAUCCACAGGUUGAUGCUGUUAACUUAAAUGAAAUUACAAAGACUUUUCUGGAGCCUUCGUCAUCUUAUUCUGCUUCAUAUAAUAAAGCAAAUGAAAAACCAGAAUCUCCAUUGCAAACUUAUGGAGAUAAAGAUAAUAGUGGUGAGGCCAUGGGUGACAGACAGUUGUCUCAUAUGUUUUCGGCAGAUAUGAUUGAUAACUCAUUCCCCUUUACAGGCUGGGAGAAAGGAAGUGUUAAAAGUAGCUGUUUGGAUCCGAAUUUUUUCGGUUUGCCACUGAAUUCUCAUGGCGAGCUAAUCAAUUUCAGUUCAAGUGCAAACUUGGGGAAGAAACAGUCAGAGGCAUCAAGUACACUACAAGGUUCUUUAAGUGGUUUACCCAUUAAUAGUAUUCUCCAUCAAAGUAACCAGGAAAAUAUAAGCAUUAAUGAGAAUCAUGUUGUUCCGAAGACAUUUCCAAAAGAUGGUCUUAAUCCAUUUCCUUAUCAUCCAACCAGAUUAGCUGUCACUGAGUUACAAUGCAGAGAGAGAGAAGAUAUCCAGCGACCUAACUCAGAUAUGCGUUCCAGUCACUAUGUCCCGCCACUUAAUUCAGAGUUGAACCUUAAAAAAAACUCGUUCAUUGAACAAAAUCAAUGUGACCAGGUCCGGAAUCACAAUGGAAAUGGGGUGAUUUCUGUGAAAGAAGGUUCGGAUCAUUUCUCACUGUGUUCCAGCCAACCAACAAUGAGGUUGAUGGGCAAAGAUGUUCCAAUAGGUAGAAGCAGCCAAGAGAUGCAACAAUUUGUGGGAGAUGUUUGGACUGAUGAGGAAUCCAGAAGAAGGAAUUAUUCUGAAUAUGCUGCUUUAGAACACUCUUUGUUUGGAAGAAGUUCUAAGCAGGAUUGGAUAUCUGGUUCACCUUUGCAAAUAUCAUCUGACAAUGUAUUGCAAUCAGCAAAAAUUCAAAGCAAUCAAGCGUUACAAAGCACCGUAUUGAUGAGCGGUACAGACUCUGGAUUCUCUCAACAGUUUAUUGAUCUGCAAAGUAAUCAGUUAUCUCAAAAUGGAAGUCUUGGAGUCAACAGAAAUGGAAGCUCUUAUUUCAAUCCCAUUACUCAAAAGUCUACAUCGUAUGCAUUAUUUAAUGGGGCAUCUAAUGACUUUCCAGAGCAGUUUGUACCUGGAGCUAAACCCCUAGGAUUGAGCUCUGAAUCACUGGUGCUACCUACUCCUGGCAAUUUUAGUCACUCGACCCGAUUAAGCAAUGGCGAGCUGAAUGACAGAAACAAAAAUCCAAGUGUUACCAAAUCAGCCUUCGGAUUUCCUUUCUUGCAGCCCAAUGUCAAUGAACAGGCCAAAACAUCUUGGUUUCAUAAGCCCUACAGAAGUUCACCGUCAUGGUUCUCAAGCUCAACAGAUGAAAUGCUACCAGGGACCUUUUCUCAGCAAUUUUCUGGCGCAAGUAGUCAAAGCUUUCCUCCAAAUCCGUGGGGAAAUAAUUUCACUACGCCAUCUGUGAAUCGUUCAGAAGAAUUUCGCUUUCCUUCUAAUCAUCUGACUUCUCUGAGUCCCAUGCAGACGACUCCUCUUUCUCCAGCAUCAAUUGUUCAACCUCUACAUGUUCCAGUUACAUCCUCUACCAUAAAUAGUGGCAAUAGAAACAUAAAUAAGGUCUCUGACAGAUUGAAGUUGGAUGACCAUCAUCCGUGCACAAAUACCAGGAAGAGACCCGCAGCUAAUCUUGAUGAUUCCAGAAGACCUACCAAGUUACCUCAUAUACAAGUGCAAGAAAACUUGAGUUGUAUGACUAGGUUGACCGGAGAAAAGUCAAGCGCAGAACUGCAGCGAAACACAAGUGCACUCGAACUGGAUCCGCAAAUGGGCAGUACUAGGAGUAGAUGUUGUCAGCAUGAGGCACAAAAUCUAAAUCCUGUAAGUUAUCCUGCUGUGAAUUCUUUUAAACUGGACGGCAUGGUAACGUCAGGUCCUGUCCGACUUGGUCCUAAAAGAGCCAAGCACAUCCUAAAAUCCUCUUGAAGUAUGGAUCAGGAUGACAAACUUUUCUGCCAUAUUCUCAUUCGUGACUACUGACAGUGAUAGUGAUGUAGAAAUUCAGAGAAAAUUGACAAAAGUAUACUGAUUUUAGGUGUAAGUCAUCAUUUUAUCAUAUCUGUUUUUCCUCCUCCAUAGUAUAUAUCCAUUUAAAAACAUAACAGGAUUGUCCAUGUAUCAAUAUUGCCAGGUUGCUGAAACCGGUGGAAAAUUGAUAUAAAUUCCAUCCAGCUUCUCAGUUUUGAAGUUUUAGAUCCUUACAGAAUUUUGUACCCAAAGAUGACGCUUUCGAUAUCUAUUUUUGAGCCAGGUAUUCCCCACAUGGCAUCUGUUCAAUGACUAUGCAAAGAUGUGCUUUUUCCGAUACAGCAGAAAGAAAUGAAAGAUGGUCUUUAGAAUAA